Messenger RNA from Papilio machaon (common yellow swallowtail), 3268 nucleotides. Its product is annotated as regulator of G-protein signaling 12. Lineage: Eukaryota; Metazoa; Arthropoda; Insecta; Lepidoptera; Papilionidae. Gene Ontology annotation, biological process: intracellular signal transduction; regulation of G protein-coupled receptor signaling pathway; G protein-coupled receptor signaling pathway. The transcript has 14 exons. The coding region runs from base 164 to 3268 and encodes 1034 amino acids. The record is from RefSeq and is a predicted model, not a curated record.
CAAUCUGUCGUUAGACGACUGUCGUGUCGGUCUCUCGGUACAGUUGUGUUACUCAGACUUUGUCUUUCACAGUUACAACUUAAUAAUUCAACGAAUGAAUGAGGAUGACGCAUAUUUCUGUUUUAAUUUGUAAUUAAUUGGAAGAGAUAGUAACAGAUAUCAAAUGACAUCAGUAGAUGAAUUUGUGAAUUCAUCAGCAUGGCUUAUCAAGGUGUCGGGGGGUGCGCGCGGGCGCGAGCGGCAUGCGGCCUCGCCGGCAGACGCCCAUGGAGGUCGGCUAGCGGCGCGCGCGCAGCCCCCGCGCCCGCGCGCACCCGCGCCCCCCGCACCCGCACACAACAUGGACCCCAACGAUGCCUCUGCGCCAAGACACCGACCCCUCGCCUUCGAUAAGAUGGAAAGUUUGAUUAAGGAAAUGCAAGAUCCGGAAACCGGUGUACCCGUGAGAAGCCAAAAACUAUUUCUCAGCGUUAUUCCAUCUGCUUUCAUGGGGUACGAUCUCGUCGAAUGGCUUAUGGAAAGGUUUAACCUUGACGAAGCAAACAAUAUUGAAGCAAUAAACUUAGCAAAUCAGCUCUGUCAAUACGGAUACUUCUUUCCUGUCAACGACUCUAAGAAUCUUGUCUUAAAAGAUGACUCUUCUCUGUAUAGGUUUCAAAGUCCAUACUAUUGGCCGUGGCAAGGGCCGCGCGUGGGCGGAGGGUCAAGCGCGCCGGCGUUGGGUCCCGACAACGUUGAGUACGCUAUCUAUCUGGUGAAGCGCACACUGCGCAACAAGCAGCGCCACGGCCUUGAGGAUUACGAGCAGGAAGCACUCGCCAAUCUCAAAAAGAACCUCGCCGCUAAGUGGGACUUCAUCACUAUGCAAGCCGAGGAGCAGGUGAGGCUAGCCAAGGAACGUAAGAAAGGGGACAAGAUCGUGAGCGACAGCCAGGAGCGGGCGUAUUGGCGCGUGGCGCGGCCGCCGCCCGGCGUGCCCUCCGCGCUCGAGCCCUGUCCCGUGCCAGUGCGCGUCCGCCAACCCAGGCCCAAGAAGCGGUCCAUACAUCAGUUAACCAGAGAGAUCGAACAUUUGAAAGCAAGCCUCGAUCGUACACGAGUGAAGACAUCGAUAGUUCUCGAAGCGCUCGUAUCAUACGCAGAGACCUUCGCGCCCUAUGACCCCUGGAUAACGCCGCCUCAGCCCUCCAAUCCUUGGAUUUCCGACGAUACGCUCUUCUGGCAAAUUAACAGUCCCCUAGUGGAGGUGCCGAGUGAGAAGCGCGUGCAGCGGUGGGCGCUGUCGAUAGAGGAGCUGGUGUCCGACCCCACGGGCCUGCAGGAGUUCACUAGCUUCCUGCGGAAGGAGUACUCGCACGAGAACAUCAGGUUCUGGCUAGCGGUCAUGGAUCUAAGGCGCAGCAGCCCCAAGCAAAUACCCAAAAAGCUUGAGGAGAUUUAUGAAGAGUUCCUGAAGCCUGGCGCGCCGUGCGAGAUCAACAUCGACGGAGCGACGGCGGAGCGCGUGGCGGAGGGACUGCGCAGCGGCUCGCGGUACGCGCUCGACCACGCCGCGGACCACGUGUACGAUCUGUUGCUCAAGAAGGACUGCUAUCCGCGCUUCAUACGCUCCGACCACUUCCAAAGGCUGCUCACAGAGGGCAGGAACGUGCACCAGAAGAAAGCCAAGUUCUUCAAUUUCGGCGGGCAGGUGAAGAAGAAGCCGGGUUCGGCCGGAAGCAGCGGUGCGGGGCUGUCGCGUCGGCGCGGCUCCGACCGCUCGCUGUCCGGCUCCGCGCACGAGCUGGCCGUGUGCGCCGCGCAGCCGCCGCGCGCGCCCGAACCCCCGCCUCACAGCCACUCGCAGUCUAAUCUGUGCGAUAUACCAUUUAGAGAUCCUCUAGAUGAUGAUACGGCAGAUGUUCUGCCAUGGGAGUGUACUUCACGGGAGGGAGUUUAUGGCAGUACGAGUAGAAGACGUCAAGAUUCCGCCGCCGACUCCGGCAGUUCCUCGUCGGACGUGAGCUCCGCGGUAGCCGUGGCCGAGAGAACGCGGCGUCUUCCACAGCAGAGUACUCUGGACGGAGGACUCCGAGGGGCGCCGCCCCCACUGCGACGCCUGUCGGCGGUGGAGCCGCGCCACUUGGCUCCGCUGGGGUCGCCGCCGCACUCGCCGCGGCCGCCGCGACCCGCGCCCUCCGUGCCGCCGCCCGCCGCUCCGGCUCCGCCGCACCCCACUCCCACCAUCAGCGUCAGCUCGGCCCCGGAUGACGAGUCGGCCGACUCCCCGCCCGGCACCGGCUCCCCGGAGGAGCGGCGCUCCGUCGCCGCCUCUGAGGAACCCUCCUCGGUGUUCGCGUCGGCCGACGUCACUCCGACUGAGCCCACCGUAACCAAUUUCAAAGCUCUCGACGAUCGUUGUGCGCUGGCUAUUGUAAAAACGAUCUCUUCUUCUAUUUCUAGUGGUGAUGCGAGAACUGAUGUUUCAAACGUAGAUAUUAAACUUGUAGAGGAGCCGUCGACUGGAGCGCAAGAGUCGGAGUUGUAUGACGAGUCCGCCGUCUCCGGUGCGGAUUCCAAAGUGCCCGAGUGGACGAAGUCGUCCGAGGAAGACGUCGUUUCGGUGCAAAGAUCGCUAUCUCGAGAACCGUCAACGACUAAAGAAGUCAGUCCGGCCUCAUGUAAAGACAUAAGUAGCGGAAUCGGCGAAGUCCCGGAGAGCGAAAGCGUUAAUGCAGAGGCAGGGGACCCGUCAGAAUUAGAUUGCCCUGUACAUGGAAUUAAAAAAAUUCAUGAAGGAAAAGAAAACCCGUCAGAGGCAGAAUCGUAUCAAGUAUCCACGCCGGAGUCGACGGAACAGUCUACGAGGAGUGCGGUGAGCGAGCCACCGAGCGGUACGUGUCGGCCGGCGGCGGUGACCGCGAUGGCCGCGGUAAACACGGUGGGUGCGGUGCCCGCGGCGCAGGAGAGCGCACGGCCGCCGGUGGCGCCGCUCGCCGUGUGCGAGGACAUUGGGGUGGACGAAGACACCGCGGACAGAGUGCCGUCGGAGCUGUCGCAGCGUGCUCCAUCGGAGUGCAAGGCGGCGUCGGAAUCCGACGCCAUAAAGAAAAUUGCUCAUAAAGACGAACUGUCGUCGGUUUCUGAAUCCAAUAUUGUUAAGAGAGAGAAUAUAGGCGGUAUUGGAGAGCGCAAACAGCGAAACGACAUAUGUCCGUGGGAGGACGAGAAUUCGUGCGAGAGUGACGCUCCAUUUGUUAAAACUUAUGCUACAUUAGGUUAUUUAUAA